AAAAUUAUUUUAUCGUAUGUAUUUUUUCUAAAUGGAGCCACCCUCGACAAAAUCCUGACUAUAGGUAGCGAGCUCCCACACGGCACUUUUGACUAUUUCUUUAGCAUGCUUUUGCCAUUUUUGUGAAAUACAUAUUCCUCCUAUCUUGAGAAAAGGAGAUAUCUUUCUUUCAGUGUUCUACCAAGUUUCACAAAUUGAGCACGAAUUCCUCACCUGGUAUGGAAUCUAAGGAAGUAUGUCAGCAUCUGGUGGCGAUGCCGUUCCCAGGGAGAGGGCACAUCAAUCCGAUGAUGAACCUCUGCAAGUUGCUAGCUUCAAGAAGGCGAAGCGAUCUUCUUAUCACCUUUGUGAUCACAGAGGAGUGGCUUGGCUACAUAGGGUCAGAGCCAAAGCCUGAGAUAGUUCAGUUUAGAACCAUAGCUAACGUCAUUCCACCAGAGCGCCUGAAAGCUGUUGACUUUCCUGGGUUCUAUGAAGCUGUGAUGACAGAGAUGGAAUCCCCAUUCAAACAGCUCCUGGAUCAGCUUCAACCUCCGGCGACUGCAAUCAUCGGUGACAUUGAAGUCAGAUGGGCUAUGGGAGUGGGCAACCGCAGGAAUAUUCCAGUGGCAGCUUUCUGGACGAUGUCAGCUUCCUUCUUUUCCAUGUUGUAUCAUCUGGAUAUUGCUGCAAAAAGCCAGAGUUCACCGCCAAAGGAUCUGUUAGAAAAAGUGGAUUCGAUUAUUGGUAUUUCGAAUUCAAGAGUUCCUGAACUGAGAACACUCUUCCAGAAGAAUGAUCUGAGAGUGCUUGAACUUGCCUUGGAGUGCAUUGCCCAGGUGCCAAAAGCACAGUAUCUUCUCUUCACGACCUUAUAUGAGCUCGAAAUCCAAGCCAUAGAUUCCUUGAAACAAACUUUCACAUUUCCGGUCUACCCAAUCGGCCCAGCCAUUCCUUACUUGGAACUACAACAGAAUUCCUCCAGAGCUGACUACAUGGAGUGGCUUGAUAACCAGCCAAAAGGCUCUGUACUAUAUAUCUCAUUGGGGAGUUUCCUCUCAGUUUCAAGCACCCAAAUGGAGGAAAUUCUCGCAGGUCUCGAAGCUGCUAGCAUUCGGUACCUGUGGAUAGCUCGUGCAGAAGCUUUGAGGCUGAACCAGAGUGGUGGCUGUAAGAAGGGGAUGGUUUUGCCGUGGUGUGAUCAGUUGAAGGUGUUGAGCCAUUCUUCAGUAGGUGGGUUUUGGAGUCAUUGCGGGUGGAAUUCGACCCUGGAAGCAUCUUUUGCAGGGGUUCCCAUGUUGACAUUCCCUCUUUUUCUGGAUCAAGAUGCCAACAGCAAGCAGAUUGCUGAAGAGUGGCGGACUGGGUGCAAGAUCGAUAUACACCUAAAGCAAGAAACCGAGAUAACUAGAGAAGAGGUUGCUCAAAUUGUUGGGAAGUUCAUGGACAGUGAAAGCGAAGAAGGCCAACAAAUGAGGAAGAGAGCAAGAGAGCUUGGAGAUAUAUACAACGCAGCCGUUGCAGAAGGCGGAUCGUCAGUAACCAACCUUGAUGCAUUUAUUGAUGGCAUUUCACAACCAGUGUAGCUCGUCUUCCCGCUUCAAUGCUUCCAAGUACGUGAUGUCCUAAAUCAAUACAGAAUCCCGGCAACAUGCAUCCUUUCGAUUCUUUUUGUAACUAUUCUUCAGUUCUUUGCCGUUUUAGUUAAAGGUGAACACCGUGAGGCGUUAGAAUGAACCGAUGCUGGAAAUGCACGAACUGCAAAUCAGAGCAAAAUGGCAACGUAAGUGAUAAACGUCUGAGAUUGCCGCUUAUCUAUGAAAUCAUGGCACAUUAACACAUAACGCAUAACCAAGAGGAAUUUUUCCAACUAUGCUUUCUCAGGGACAUUUCAUCGAGCACGUGUUAGGCAUAGUCUUCUGUGAGGAAUCAAUACACAAUUUAAACGCAC
Messenger RNA from Linum trigynum, 1930 nucleotides. The record is from the annotation of a GenBank genome assembly. NCBI's taxonomy places the organism in Eukaryota, Viridiplantae, Streptophyta, Magnoliopsida, Malpighiales, Linaceae.